AUGCAUCUCAUCCUCACCGGCGCCACUGGUCUGGUCGGCUCGUCCGUCCUUGACGCCAUGCUCGGCAAUGCCGCCAUUUCAAAGAUCUCAAUCUUAAGUCGAAGCCCUGUUCGAAUGGCUGAAGAUUCCAAGGAUCCACGAGUCAACGUCAUCCGUCACAAAGAUUUCGAGUCGUACAACUCAGAUGUUCUGAACCAAUUGAAAGAUGCCGACGGAUGUGUAUGGGCUCUUGGUACGAGUCAAAACAACGUUAGCAAGGAGCAAUAUGAGAAAAUCACCAAAGACUUCACACUGGCAGCAGCAAAAGCAUUCUCCACCAUCAAGCCUCCAAGUGCUCCGUUCCGAUUCAUCCACGUAUCGGGCGAAGGAGCAACCCAGAAUCCAGGUCGGUUCUCACCGAUUUUUGCCCGAGUAAAGGGCGAGACAGAGUCUCUCCUUGGCAAGUUAUCAGAAGAAAACCCACAUUUCCGCGUUGACAGCGUGCGUCCUGCGUUUGUUGACUCCGCCGAACACCAGGCAAUCAAGCCAUAUCUCCCCUCUGCCGGACUCGCUGAGACGGUAAUGAAAGCAGGGGUUGCUUUGAUCGCCCCUGGUAUUCGAUGCUUUUACAAAUCAAUGCACUCUCCGACGCAGAAUCUUGGGCCUUUCUUGACGGACAUGGCCAUGGGGCGAUAUGAGGCUAAGCUGCAAGGCCCCGGCGUUUUCAAGCUGGGAGGUGGCUUUGUUGUUGAAAAUGUGGGAAUGCGAAGGAUCCUUGGUAUUUGA
This is a messenger RNA of Penicillium olsonii, 765 nucleotides long. The record is from the annotation of a GenBank genome assembly. NCBI's taxonomy places the organism in Eukaryota, Fungi, Ascomycota, Eurotiomycetes, Eurotiales, Aspergillaceae.